This is a messenger RNA of Cylindrotheca closterium, 642 nucleotides long. The record is from the annotation of a GenBank genome assembly. Lineage: Eukaryota; Bacillariophyta; Bacillariophyceae; Bacillariales; Bacillariaceae.
AUGGAAGAGUUGGAGCGCCCUUGUAUCAAACCAAAUGAUCUAACUCCAAUGGAAGUAAAGCGUCGAACCGGAUUCAGAGAUUUGCCGAACCUCCUCUCUUAUGCGAUUCUUGUGUGCCAUGGUGAUUUGGAUCAGCUUUUCACAACAUGUUCCAAACUCACUUGGCUUGAAGAGUGGUUGUUUUACUUUGAGUUCAAGUAUGGUCGAACUGCCUGUAGAUGGAAAGACUAUGAGAAGAGGUGCAAGCCCUUGCAAAAGCCCCUUCAAAAAUUCCUGCUGGAAAAGUUGUCACUUGAGCUUGGAACUCGAGACCAGUGGCGCAUGUAUGCUGCUUUUGAGGAAGAUGCAAGGUUUUGUGAUAGAAAGUGGGAUAACUACUUCGAUCCAAUCACUGGUGAGAGAGUUGUGAUGCAUGAUGCGGCCGGUAUUCCUUUGCCAUGCCCAUCGAAGACAGAACUCCAACGAGCACUUUUCAGUGACUACUAUGGUACGACGUGCGCCAAGGCAGGCGUCAGCAAUCAACUUUGCGGGUGGAUACGAGGAAUGCCUCUCAUGACUGGAAGAAUCACAGAUUCGCAAAUGAUUAAAGACUCAGAGGUACUGGUAGAGCAACGGAAGUUUUCAGAGGCCAUACUUCUCUAA